GGUCAUCUUCAUCAAUCACUUGUCAUCCUACUCCCUUGUGACAUUCCAAACACAAACCUACGUACACUCCUCAACCCACACCACCAAUCAGGAACAGAAGUUAUUGUUGACGACAUGGAAGGCACCACAGCCAACAAGACCAUGAUCAGUGCCCGGAAGCCGCGGGUGAUGCUCUACUCCUCCCCACUCAUGGGGCACCUCGUCCCCAUGAUCGAGCUCGCCAAGCUCUUCGCCGCCCGUGGGCUAGCCAUCACGGUCGUCCUCAUGGACCCGCCGUACGAUACCGGCGCUACGGGCCCCUUCCUCGCCGGUGUCUCCGCAGCCAACCCCUCCAUUUCUUUCCAUCGCCUGCAACAGGUCAAGCUCCUGGAGUCUGACGACUCCGUGAUGCCAGCCUUGGCAUUCGCCCGCCUCUCCAACCCGCACCUACGUGACUUCCUCGCUGGCGCUUCUCCGGACUUCCUCGUGGUGGACUUCUUCUGCAGUGCCGCCAUGGACGUAGCCGCGGAACUCGACAUCCCCGCCUACUUCUUCUCCACCUCCGGCGCCCAGAUCCUGGCUUUCUUUAUGCACCUCACGGUUCUGCACGGGAAAAGCACGAGGAGCUUCCGGGAAAUGGGCGAAGAACUCGUGCACGUCCCGGGGAUCACCCCGUUUCCGGCGACGCACUCCAUCCAGCCACUCAUGGAUCGUGACGGUGCGUCCUACCAGGCAUUACUAAAUGUGAGCCUCGACCUGUUCCGAUCACAGGGCAUCUUCAUCAACACCUUCCGCUCGCUGGAGCCUCGUGCCAUGGACACCAUCCUCGCCGGGCUCUCCGCCCCAGCUGGCCUCUCGACGCCCCCAGUCUACUGCAUUGGGCCGCUAGUCAAGUCAGAGGAGGUGGGAAUGAAGCGUGGAGACGAGUGCCUCGCAUGGUUGGACACGCAACCCAAGGCCAGUGUGGUGUUCCUGUGCUUUGGCAGCCUCGGCCGUUUCAGCGCCGAACAAACCAGGGAAGUGGCAACCGGGCUGGAGGCUAGUGGACAAAGGUUCCUCUGGGUCGUGCGGAGCCCGCCGAGCGACGACACGACUACAGAGCCGGACUUGGAUGUGCUGCUUCCGAAGGGUUUCCUGGACCGGACCAAGGGCAGGGGCCUCGUCGUGAAGUCAUGGGCACCACAAGGUGAUGUUCUAGCACAUCAUGCCGUGGGAAGUUUUGUGACACACUGCGGGUGGAACUCGGUGCUCGAGUCUACUAUGGCAGGUGUGCCUAUGCUGGCCUGGCCAUUGUACGCGGAGCAAAAGAUGAAUGCGGUGUUCCUCGAGAAAGAGAUGGAGUUGGCUGUCGCGAUGGAAGGGUACGACAAGGAGGUGGUGGAGGCAAAGGAGAUUGCCAAAAAGGUCAGGUGGAUGAUGGAUUCGGAGGGCGGGAGGGUGCUCCGAGAGAGAACUCUAGCAGUGAUGCGGCAGGCGAAUGAGGCUCUACUCGAGGGUGGAGAAUCAGAGGCGACCAUGACGGGCUUUGUGGACGCGUGGGUUAAAGCUUGACAUGUGCAACAUCAUUUAUAAAUGGUCAUGGAAAUAAGGAGUGAGCGUUGGGUCUUAAAAGUGUGAUUUUAGUUUCUUCCUCUCUGUAACAUGUACUAUCAACACAUAAUAGAGAAAUCUCUAUA
Messenger RNA from Aegilops tauschii subsp. strangulata, 1655 nucleotides. Its product is annotated as UDP-glycosyltransferase 88F3. The record is from RefSeq and is a predicted model, not a curated record. Gene Ontology annotation, molecular function: UDP-glucosyltransferase activity. Lineage: Eukaryota; Viridiplantae; Streptophyta; Magnoliopsida; Poales; Poaceae.